Messenger RNA from Aspergillus welwitschiae, 2139 nucleotides. RefSeq names its product Zn(II)2Cys6 transcription factor. The transcript has 7 exons. Gene Ontology annotation, cellular component: nucleus. Gene Ontology annotation, biological process: positive regulation of transcription by RNA polymerase II. Gene Ontology annotation, molecular function: DNA-binding transcription factor activity, RNA polymerase II-specific; zinc ion binding; transcription cis-regulatory region binding. The record is from RefSeq and is a predicted model, not a curated record. The coding region runs from base 1 to 2139 and encodes 712 amino acids. Lineage: Eukaryota; Fungi; Ascomycota; Eurotiomycetes; Eurotiales; Aspergillaceae.
AUGGGUGCCUACGCUCCCGUCACCAUCCAGACAUCUCUUGUUGAUGCGUCAUUCCCAGCAAUAGCCCUAAAAGCGACUUCCUCCAUGGCGGCCGUCAGUAUAUCGAUGACAACCCGGUCUGGUCGGUCUUCCAGGAAGCAACCUCUACGAUUGCCUAUCAUUGCCCCCAAGAGUUGUCUGGUGAGCCCCAGCGCCGGCUUGGACCCUCCGACGCCCAAGAAGGUUUCGGUCCGACAACACCGACUGCGCUUCCCACCCCGUUCCCGGACUGGUUGCUGGUAUGUCCUCAAGUGCGACGAAGUCCAUCCUCAGUGUAAUCAAUGCGCUCGUCUGGGCCAUGUUUGUGACUACCGGCCGCGGUUGUGCUUCCGAGAUGAUACCCGUCGCGUAAGGGAGCGCAUGCUGGAUGUUAGGACCGCAGGCAACGCGGUUUGGGACCCGACUGUCACUUCGCCGAAAACAGGCGUGCCUCCAGCUACAUGCGACUUACUCCCGCCCUUUGCGACACUCACGUCAGAUGAAGAGCGAGAGAGAAAGGCACAAGCAGCGGCACCUGGGACCUACCAUGUGAUAGCUUUCCCAGAGAGUUUUUCUCGACUGCCUGAGUAUGCAGGCGAGGCCUCUGGACAAGACACAGGGAACGAUGCUCUGCUUGAAAGCGCCAGUGGCAGUAAUCCCCCAAUCGAUGACAACUGGGUCUACGGACCAAAUGUCGUCGUAUUGAAGAGCUUCAGGUCUGCACGAAGACACUUAUACCCAGACAGAAGAAGUACUCCUCAAUCACCUGAAUCAGACCAGGGAAGCUUCUCCUUAUCUGCACCUUCGGUAGCGGAAUUAAUCCCGGACUAUCCGGCCACCAGUGUGCAGCAUAUGCAGGAAAGCGCCGAACCCAAUCAUUUCCAAAUGCUCCUUCUAGAACACUUUCGUCAUUUCGUGUGUUUGCAGCUUCUUCCAUGUGCUGGCCUUUUUAACAUCAAUGGGCUGGAUGCGACUGUGUUCGAACACGAGGCGUCGAACUUCCCUCCUCUAUACCAUACUAUAAUGGCUCUAUCUGCUCUCAGUCUGGUUCGCCAAGGGGGUGGCCAGCACAUCGAUGCCUCAUAUUACUACGAUCGGGUUGCCGCUCUUUCCCAUGAUAGUCUCUGCAACGAAGAUCUCUUGUCUGAUGCUCUGUAUCUGACACAUUUUCUGCUGCUUGUUUAUGAAGUUGUGGCGGCCAACCCCGGUGGUUCAAACCUUUGGUCGCAUCACGUCUCUCGGCUGCUUCAUUUAGCCUUGCUGCGGCAAUCAAUUCCGGGGGCUGAGCGAUUCCCUUGCAUUGCUUGGUGGGUAUGCCACGUGGACCUAUAUGCGCUGUUCAGCGGCGCAGGCACAGGGGAUUUUGUCCGUGCCGUUCUCGACAACCAGCUGUUACUAGACUUGCAGUCGCUCUGUUACGCAGUUGGGCCCAGUGAUUCGGAAUAUCCACACACCGAUAACAGCUUACCUCUAAUCGUGCGGUUAUAUCACGACACCUUCAUAUUAGCCAUCCGAAUCGGACUCCUUGCUGUUGGAACGCGGGGUGCCAAAGGGUCUUACCUCAACAAUUACUUGGGUUCGCAGCAACAGGAACUAAGGGAGGUACAUGACGUGCUCAAAAGGCUGUGGAGCCAGCAGGAGGUUGGGUAUUUGUACCAAAAUCAAGUUAGUCUCUCAUCACAAUCGCAGAGUCUGUUGCAGCCGCUUGCUAUUCUAUAUCACACCAGCCUGCUCUUCUCCUCGACCAGUUCCUGGCCAGGACAGCGGUUAGAGUCCGGGGCUGUCGCGGACGAGGAGAUCCACCACCACGCCAUGCGAAUCCUACAGAUCGUAUCGGGGAUUGUGGAGAAGGGACGAGAAGGGGACCGUCGAUUCAUUGCCUUUCCGAUUUUUCUGGCGGGCGCCGUGGCCCCGACGAGUGGGCUAAAAAUGAUGGCGUUGGAGCUCCUUUCCAACCUAGAGGAAGGCGAAAUUGGGUAUAACGCGGCCACAACGUGUCAGAUGUUGCAGGUAUUUUUUGAACGGCAAAUCCAGCAUUCUCAGCGUGGAGGCCAUGCAUUGGAGGUUGAAUGGGCCGAGGUGCUGGCUGAGCAUGGGCGACCGUUAGUCAACUACGGUUGA